This is a messenger RNA of Gadus morhua (Atlantic cod), 5738 nucleotides long. RefSeq names its product PCF11 cleavage and polyadenylation factor subunit (gene pcf11). Gene Ontology annotation, molecular function: phosphatidylinositol binding; RNA polymerase II complex binding; ubiquitin binding. NCBI's taxonomy places the organism in Eukaryota, Metazoa, Chordata, Actinopteri, Gadiformes, Gadidae. Bases 131 to 4942 code for a protein of 1603 amino acids. The transcript is spliced from 16 exons. The record is from RefSeq and is a predicted model, not a curated record. Gene Ontology annotation, biological process: termination of RNA polymerase II transcription; mRNA 3'-end processing. Gene Ontology annotation, cellular component: mRNA cleavage factor complex; cytoplasm.
ACCAUGCUAGCUUCAGUCGCCAUCUUCUCUUCACAAAGCCGUACAGCUCGCAAUCUGCGUCGUGUAUAUAUCCCGUGAAAGAUACGUUUUGACACGGAAAUAAGAAAGAAUAAGCUAGCUCAAUGUGUUCAUGGACUGCUUAGUGAUCCAUGGUCCGCGUACCGGUGCGUGUCCGUUAGAUUUUCCCCGUCCGCGAAACUCAAAGAUGGGUGACGACGACGCGGCGAGGGAAGACGCCCGCCGAGAGUACCAGUCGUCGCUCGAAGACCUAACUUUCAACAGCAAGCCCCACAUCAACAUGCUGACCAUCCUGGCCGAGGAGAACCUACACUUCGCCAAGGAUAUCGUCGCAAUUAUUGAAGCACAAAUCAGCAAGGCACCAUCGUCCGAGAAGCUUCCAGUUUUGUACUUAGUGGAUUCCAUAGUGAAGAACGUUGGAGGAGAAUACCUUGCAGUGUUUGCUAAAAACCUAGUCACUUCAUUUAUAUGUGUCUUUGAAAAGGUGGAUGAGAACAUUAGAAAAAGUCUGUUCAAGUUGCGCUCGACGUGGGACGAUGUAUUCCCGUUGCCAAAGCUAUAUGCUCUGGACAUCCGGGUCAACUCUCAGGACACUGCCUGGCCAGUCAAACCUCUGCCAGCCAAACAUCUGCCAGCCAGCAUUCAUGUCAACCCAAAGUUUUUAAAGCAGGCCGAGGAUGCCGCGCCGAGGCCCAAAACGCCCCAGCCGCUGCCUGCUCCUGUGGUGGCGGCUCCAGCCCCGGCCGCCCCUGCCGUCAGCGAGGCCAGCCUGACUCAGGAGCAGCUCAUCCGGCAGCAGCUGCUGGCCAAGCAGAAACAGUUACUGGAGCUGCAGCAGAAGAAGAUUGAGCUGGAGCUCGAACAGACCAAAGCCCAGCUGGCUGGGGGGUUUGUCCUGACUCCCGCGGUUCCCCAGCCCUCUGUUCCGGCGGUUUGCAACACAGUGCCAAAGGCGACCAUCCAGCCCUCCCCCGCCGUCCGACCGUGGACCGCUCCUAACCCCGUCGAGGUCAAGCCACCCACCAGAGACCCCCGGUUAAACCGAUGCGGACCCCCCGCGUCAAAAGAACACUCGACUGUGAAUAAAGACGGCAACGGUCCGUCUCUCACGCCAGAGAAACGACAUGCGGAGAAGUCCAGCAAGGGGGAAAAGAUGAGGAUGCCUAAAAAAGGCACACCGGAGGAAAAGCCCAAGUCUCCCUCAAAGUCUCCCUCUCCGAUGCCCAAGGGCGUGCCGGGCAGGGGCAAGCACUCUGAGGCCGAUGGCCCCAAGACUCCAGAGACGGGCAAGAAGGAUCCCAGGCUGCAAAAGCGUCCGCGUGAAAAGCCCGGCGAGGACGACCAAAAAGAGAAGAAGAGAUUCGGCGAAAAGAAGGAGAAAGAGGAGAACCCGCGGGUGUUGGAUCCCACACGGUCCGCCAAGAGCAAGCUGCCAAACGGCUCCCUGAGCAAGCACGAGAUGGUCGACUCCACGGACGCGUCCGACUUCAAGAGCGGCGGCAACGCGCGCACCAACGCUAGGAAGCGCACGCGCUCCCGGUCUCGCUCCUCCUCGCCCAAGAGGAAGGACAGGAGGUCACCGAAGGGCAGGGCCAGGAGCACCUCCUCCUCCCCGAGCCCCGCACACAAAGCGUUCAAGCCGAGGAGGUCCCACACGGCGGAGGCCCUGCACGGCAAGCCUGGCCGAGAGGACCGCGCGCCGCCCAAAAAGAGCCCGUCGGACCCCAAGAGGGGCAAGAGGCCGCCGGAGGAGAGGCACAGCGAGGGCAGGGAGUCCCACUCCCCGCGGGUCCACAUGGAGGCCAAGGAGAACGCUCACCGCUCGUGGAGCGGCUGGGAGGAGAACAAACACAACCAGAAGCCUUCGGAGGAGCCUCACGGUAAGCCGGGCCCCCAGCGCCACAAGCCGUACAACAGCUCCCGGCCCCCCACGCCGCGGGCCCCCAAACACCGCCUCAGUGUGGACGCCAACAUCCAGAUACCGGAGGCCCUCAACUCGGCCAGCAAAGGAGACCUGCUCAGGAGGGCCACCAAGAGAUUCGAGAGCAAAGAGAUCAGCCACGAUGAGUUCCUCGCCGUGGCCCACCAGAUCAACCAGCUCUUCCAGUACCAGGAGGAGAAGCUGCAGCGCUCCGACUCCUGGGAGGCCCCCAAUGAGGACGUCUCCGGCCCCCACGGCCAGUUCCCCUCCAAGAAGAAGCCCCUGCUGUCCACACCCGGGUCCCCGCGGGGCCGGGCCCGCGACCCCAUGGACGACGCCGAGCUCACGUACUACGAGCACAAGUCCAAGCUGCGGCGGACCCGCGUCAACCGCCGGCCCCCCGGCGGAGACGACUGGGACGGGGACAUGGGCUCCGAGGACGGAGACUUCGAGGGGCCGAUGUUGGAGGGGGGACCCGGGACCCUGGCGCGGAAGUAUAGCCGCUCGCCCCCGAUUCGACCAGGGGAGAGACGCAGCAAAGAGCGAGACGAGCCGCUCCCUCCUCCUCCGCAGCCGCCGGCCCCCAUGAUCGAGGAGUACAACCACGGCAAGGAGUUCCCCCCGCUCAAGGCCCUGCCCGGCCUGCGCUUCAGGAGGAGAGCAGACCCCCGGGACUCCAGCGAGCGAGAGUGGAACUCCCCGCUCACCGAGCGGCAGCGGGAAGAGCACAAGAGCGGCUACGACGCCCCCGCCCGGAAGUUCGCCCCCCACCUGGACCCCCGCAGGCCUGAGCGCCUCCCCGCCUCCUCCACGGUGGUCCUCAGGAACUGCCCCAGCCCGGCGGGGGCCGAGGCACCGGCGCGGCCCCUCCCGGCUCCGGCGUUCGAGCGCGAGCGCCUCUCGCCCCUCCCCCAGGCGGAGCCGGUGGGGUCGAGCCCCGUGCCCCGCUUCGAGAGCCCCAACAGCGUGCACUCGGACGACGGGCCGCUCCUCCUGGACCCGGCCGCCGCCCACCUCCCCCGCCACCCUGCCCCUCCCCCCAGGCCCAUCCUGAAGCCCCUCCCCCCGGGUGGACCCCUCGCCGUGGCCCGCCAGCACGCCGCCUCCCCGGGACACACGCCUCCCCACGACGGGGGCUACCACGCCCCGCGGUACGACGGCCCGAUGAAGGGCCCCCCCAGGCCCCAACCCGCCGGCCCCCACCCGCCGGGGCGCUACGACGGGCCCCCUCGACCGGGUCGCUACGACGACCCCGGGCGCUACGACGAGCCCGGCUGUUACGACGGCCGCUUCGAGAGCGGGGGGCCCCUGCCGCACAACAUGGGGGAGCGGUUUGACGGACAGGGUCGCUACGACGGCCCGCCCGGCCCCCACGGCCCGAUGAGAGGAGGGGGAGGAGGGGAGGGCAUGGGCCGGUUCGACGGGCCGCCGCGUCCGCAGGGCCCCGGCCGCUUUGACGGCCCCAUGGGUCCGCACCCCCAGGGGAGGUUCGACGGGCAGGGGCCCAUGCCGCACUUUGACGGGCCGCAGAGGUUCGACGGCAUGGGACCGGGCGGCGGCGGCGGCGGCCCCGGGCCCAUGGGCUUCCAGCAGCGGCCCCAGAUGCGUUUCGACGGGCCCCAGAACCAGAUGGGCCCCAUGCGCUUCGACGGGCCCGGCCAGAUGCGCUUCGACGGGCCCGGGCCGAUGUACGACCAGGGACACCCCCGCUUCGACGGUCCGCAGAGGUUCGGCCCCCAGAUGCAGCCCCAGCUGAGGCCCGUGGGGCCCCAAGGGUGCGACAGCGCGGGCCCCCAGCAGCAGAACUUCAACAUGGCCAACCACUGCUUCCCCGACGGGCCGCAGUUCCCCGGCGGGCCGAUCCCCUUCCCGGCCCAGCAGGGCCUGCCCCAGGGCGGGGGGAACUUCAACAUGCAGCCGGGGCCCUUCAACCAGGCCGGCGGGCCCCAGUUCUACAACCCCGCGGGCCCCGCUGGCAACAUGCACCAGCCGGGGAACAUGAUGUCCGCUCAGCCCUUCCACCCCCAGACCCCAGGGCCUUUCGGCCAGCCCGGCGCCCAGUUCGGCGCCCCGGAGAGCCACUUUGGCCAGGUGGACGUCAACGACCUCCUGUCCAAACUCAUCUCCACCGGCAUCAUCGCCGGCGCCGCCCCCGUACAGCCGGAAGAUAGCAAAGCGGCUGGGAAAGAGCUUCCUCCUGUGCCUCCAGUGGCCCCAGGGCCCGAGGAGGAAGAGGAAGAUGAGCAGGAGAUCGAUGACGACGUCCCAGACCUCACCGGCUUCCUCAUCGACACCAUGAAACAGCGCUAUGAGAGCGUGGUGACGAAGCUCUUCACGGGCAUCCAGUGCUACUCCUGCGGCAUGCGCUUCACCUCCUCCCAGACGGACGUCUACGCCGACCACCUGGACUGGCACUACCGGCUGAACCGCUCGGAGAAGGACGUCAGCCGCAAGGUCACCCACCGCCGGUGGUACUACACGCUGACGGACUGGAUCGAGUUCGAGGAGAUCGCGGACCUGGAGGAGCGAGCCAAGAGCCUGUUCUUUGAGAAGGUGAACGAGGAGGUGGUCCAGAAGACCCAGGAGGCCGCCAAAGAGCACGAGUACCGGAGCGUCCGGGCCACGGCCGACGUGGUCGGAGAGUCGUGUGAGAUCUGCCAGGAGGCGUUUGAGAUGUACUGGGAGGAAGAGGAGGAGGAGUGGCACCUGAGAGACGCCCUCCGCGUGGAGGGGAAGACAUAUCAUCCUUCGUGUUUCGAGGAUUACAAGAAUACGUCCUCGUUCCUGGACACCACCCCGUCCCCCAACAAGGUUCUCACCGAGCACCCCCUCAGUGCCUUCAUAAAGACGGAGCCCGGGGAGGAAGACGAGGCUGGCACUUCCUGCGCGGUCUCGUCCGUCAAGCAGGAACCGGAGGCUGAAGGCGGCGGCGGUGAGGUUGACGAUGUGAAAGCGGAGGCUCCGACUAUGACGGAGGAUGUCACUCCGAGUGCGGUUUCGUAGGAAGUGCGUCGGGGAAGUCCUCGGUUCGACAUUACACACUGCUGCUGUUUCUCAGUCUCUCUUUUUCUUUUUUUAUAAGGAAAGAUAUUUUUUUAUUCACCGCUGAGGCUGGGCCUUCAGAUCGCCGUCAUUUGAAUACAUUUUUGUAUUUGGAUUCCACCUGUCAAAUUUCAGGUUCAAAUCUGUGAACUGCGAAGUUUAUUGUAGGAAUUUUGUUUUUUUGGGAGAAGGGGGGCUUGUGGGGGGGGGGGGGGGGGGUUCGAAAUGUAUGUACAGAAUUUUAUUUAUGAAUUAAAAUAUUUUUUUGGUAUUUGUGUUGAUGUUGAUUUCACGUUAAAUGGUAAAUGGUGGUAUUCAUGGUAAAUGAAUACACAGAAAAACUCAGAUGGACAUUUUUCCCACAUGGUGUAGUUUUGCAGAGGCAAAAUAAUAAAAAUCGCAGUCUGUAUUUUUUUUUGUGGACCACAGCUGAAAUGUAUUUAAGUAAAAAAUUAACGUCUACGUAAAAUUUAUGGUAAGAAUAUACUGCAUUGAUCUUGCAGUGGUUUAAGUUCAGUAUUGGGAUUCAGUGGUUUCUACAAUUAAACACGUUUUGUCAUGUUUAACAGUCGUAAGAUGACAGUGGAUGAUUAUUUUUUUGCAGAGGUUUGACAACUAAUUAUUUUUGGCCUGAUCCGUUUUUUCUUAUCUAAUAAAGCAAGUCUGAAAAGUAGAUCUUUGUGUGAACAGUGAUUGGUGUGGUGUUGGGUUUUCCUUGUUAGCUAUGCUAUAGUCAAUAAAGGUUUGAUGUAUUAAA